Pocillopora damicornis (cauliflower coral) is the source of this 3379-nucleotide messenger RNA. Its product is annotated as schlafen family member 13-like. The record is from RefSeq and is a predicted model, not a curated record. NCBI's taxonomy places the organism in Eukaryota, Metazoa, Cnidaria, Anthozoa, Scleractinia, Pocilloporidae.
UUAUUGACUGAAUGCAGGGUUUUUCUUUUCAGACUAUCUGUAGAAAGCUAUGAGUAGUAAUAAAAGACGUCUUUCAAAGGAUAUCACAGGAGAACCUAAGAAAACAAAACACGAUGUACAUGUAAAUGCUAGUCAACAGGAUGAUGAAGUGUUGUAUGACAGCGAAAAUUCAUCCCAAGAAUAUUAUGUUGAACUUAUGGAAAUUGAUGAAGACACGCAAGAGGGAAAUUCUUCCUCUCUAAGCACUGAGGCAACUGGCAGUAACAGGGAAUUCUGUGAGAAUCAUCUGUGUUUCGCUAUAAAUAUUGGAACAAAUUAUGCAAGUCAGCAGAAAAAGAAGAAAAAAGAGAUGAAGAAAGAAGGCAAAGAAUCAGGAAAUGAAGAAAGUGACAUUCAAAGCGAGAAUAUUCUACGGAUGUGCAACGCUCUCCUAAAUUCCGGUGGGGGAGUGUUGGAAAUGAAAAUUUCCAACUCCCAGAAUAGUAGCACAAGUCAGAAGGAUCCUGUGGAUAGUUUCUGGCAAACCAUCGAGGAGCAAUUGAGAAGAAUGAUUCGUCCAUCAAGGUAUGACGAUGUUUUCGACCGAAGUGUACUGUCUGACAGAAUAUUGCUGUUCAUCAAUGCUCCUAAUCACUUCUGUACAAUGAAGUACAAUUUAUUUGUACCAGGAGAUGCGGGUGUUUAUGAAGCUACGUACGACGAUGUCGUCAAUUUUCUGAAGUUUGAAGGCUGCAAAAAGGACUUAAAUUCCUAUAUACGAGUGCUCGACCAGGGGAUAAUCAGCUUGAUCGAGGGCAAAUAGGUUCAAUAUAAAAAUUUCACUUCUCUUUUGUUUUCACAACAUAAGCAGCGUUUUACCAUCGCCAGACAGUUGUCAGCUUUUGGUAACUGUGAUGGUGGAGUUCUUCUUAUCGGAGUAGGAGAUGACCGAAGAGUUUCUGGUGUAGACAGUAAAGAGUAUGUUGAAGAACGUGUCAUUUCCCUUUUCACUGAGAAUAUUUGCUAUAAUUUUGAGCUUAAAAGAGGCAUCCAUUGGGAUUUAACAUUCUCUGAUGUCUCUGGAUCUGAAUCCAAAUCUGUCAUAGUAAUUAAAAUGGCAGGAAUUCGCGACUCUGGUGGAAUUUUUGCAAAAUGCCCCGAAAGUUAUGAAUUGCGAUGUGAUAUAAAUGGCCAGCAGGUUCCUCAUCUCGUUGCAUUUGACAAGUGGAAGGAGAGAAUGAAGCCUGAUGAUGCAGAUUUGCCAAGGAAUACCAAAGUGAUGGAAGAUAUGCUAAAAAGGUUCCGAAGGAUGCACAUAUCUAAUGGACAUCUUUUAACGGUGAAAGGUGAUGUUCAGAGGAUAAGGGAUGCGUUUUUUACAGUUGAUGAGAAGUUCUCAAUUUCACCGAGCGGUAUAGAGUCUACCUUUCCACUAGAGGCACAGGAAGCGAUACGCAACAUUCAGAAAGUUUGUUGCAGGGACCGUUAUCGGGGUUUUCUGGCUGUAUCACGUUCUUGGCUUCGCGAUACUGGAGGUACCGCAAUCGAUAGCGUCAUCUGUGACGUUCUUCUUAUCAGCCGAAACAUGGGUGGACUUCACCUGUACACUAUAUGCGAUGCGGCAGAUGAGAAGUCUAUGAAAUAUAGCAAAAAGGCUGCACAGUCCAUAAAGAAAAAACUUUCCGAAAAUGGCGCCAGGGGCCAAAAGUUUUAUGUGUCAUACCACGUGCUACCAUGUGGCGCGGGUGGAGAAGUGGGACUCCCAGUACCUGACGAUCGCUACCCGAAGUCUUAUGAUCUCCUUACUCCCCGAGAGAAACUUAAUGAAAUACUAAAAGCUAUGGUGAUAACUGUUGCUGCUGUGCCCUCUACUCUGUCCAGCAAGUUAGGAGUGACCAUUUUCAACCUCCUUACCACGGAACAGUUUCGUUUGGUUCAUCAGCAGAUUGAAGUAAAUCGGGAGUUAUGGAUAAAGGGAGUCGCUGGAACAGGAAAGACCCUUGUUGCAGUGGAAUUCAUGCGAGAACUUAGACGCCGGGAGAAAUUACAAAGGGAUGAAAUCCUUUAUGUUUGUGAAAAUGAAGGCAUUGCAAGCCAAGUAAGGAAAACCCAUCUAUGCAAUGCCAUUUGCCGUGAAACGUUCAUCAACCAUGCCGAGUUUCCACAAACUAAGCAUGUGAUACUUGAUGAAGUUCACAACUUCCGGCAGCGUGAUACAAUUUCCUGGUAUGAGAAGGCGAGGAAUCUAGUGCGACAGCAUGACUCCAACAGACCAGGAUACUUGUGGUGUUUCAUUGACAUCUGCCAAAAGAGUCACUCUUUUCCGUCAGGUAUUCCUGACGAAACCAGGCAAGAACCGCACGUUAGGUUACGAAAGGUCAUUCGUAACUCAGCGAAGAUAUUCAAGCAUGCAAAAAAAUAUCUUGUCGGUGAUGAUUCGAAAGACAAGGUUGAGAUAGGGCACGACUUCGAUGGAGACGAUGUUAGGACAAUAUAUUAUUCAAAGAGCGAAAAAACCGAACUGGAUGUUCUCUUUACUACGUUGCGCCAGUUUUUGGAAGAGGGGUACAAUGAGAGAGAUAUCGCGGUAUUGUUUUUGAAGCAUGAUGAAAUUCCUUCCGAUGACAGGCUCUCUGCGAAGUUGACUGGUUUAUCUUGGAGGUCUGCAAAGGACAAUGAUUCUGAAAACAUUGUAAUCAGCUCGGUUCUUAAGUACAGUGGUCUGGAAAGACCUGUCGUAGUACUUGUGAAUGUACACAGGCCUCUAUAUAAAUUUCACAAAUUUCCUUUCAUUUACGGUGCAGUGACACGUGCCAUGGUAAAACUCGUCAUUAUACGAUGCAAGGAAGGUUGAAUUUAUCUUCUAACUAAAAUAUUUAUGGAUGGAACUUGUGUCAAAAGUUGUAUCGUUGGUGUUUUCAAAAGUUUCAAAAGACAUUCAGAGGAACAUUGAGAUUGUGCAUGUAACUAUCUACCCCGAUUGUCUGAUCGGCAUUUGUGCCAAGUCUAGAAGAAACAGUAGUGCAAGCACAGAAGAAAUCCAUGCUUGUACGUUUUAGAUAUCUCCCUCCAAAUAGGUUGUCAUUUUACUGCUGUUAAUAAUUCAAUAGAGGGGCUCCGAAAUUUAAGUUUUUUCUAAAACAAUUUUUACGUGAACGAAAGACUAUAUGUUUGACGGGGAUCUUGUUUACGAAUAGUAGGCAUCAAUAGAAGGUAGUUCUCAACUGUAAGAAUGUUUUAAAUAUAUUCGAUAUCUUUGAAGAUAAAAUGUUUUUAUCAGCUUAUUUUACCUAGUAGAAAGUUUGUUGCUACGUGUACAUAUGUCACUGAAUAUUGUGGUUUCUGAAAAAGAGUUUUUUAUCAGCUUUCUUGUUCUCAGUAUAAACCGGACCCCUAACAC